This is a messenger RNA of Brachypodium distachyon (stiff brome), 1768 nucleotides long. RefSeq names its product probable protein phosphatase 2C 41. The record is from RefSeq and is a predicted model, not a curated record. Gene Ontology annotation, biological process: protein dephosphorylation. Gene Ontology annotation, molecular function: protein serine/threonine phosphatase activity. The transcript is spliced from 7 exons. The coding region runs from base 588 to 1436 and encodes 282 amino acids. NCBI's taxonomy places the organism in Eukaryota, Viridiplantae, Streptophyta, Magnoliopsida, Poales, Poaceae. Gene Ontology annotation, cellular component: cytosol; nucleus.
CUGCUGAGUGUUGACCCCCCCUGAAAUGCCUCCCAUAGCUUCUUCGUCCGGACGUGUAAUGUAAUCCUGAGGAAAGAAAAAUACUACUCUGGAGAGAAGCUCAGCUCCUGCUGCGCUUCGACCGCACAGAGCUCCGGCCCUUGAGCUUCGAUCAGGUGCUGAAGUUGCAUGGAAGAGGCGCGAUUUUGGUUGGUUGCUGCCGCGUGAGAGUGGGAAAAUAUGUGUGCGCCGCUGGAUUUGGCGAUUUUUUAUUGACCAGAGAUAAGUUUGAGAAGUGGCUGCUGUUUGGUUGGUGACGUAUUCUUCUGAGGAACUGAAGUAUUGAUUGAUAACGCGUGCGUAUGCUGGUCAAUAUCCCAAUUCUCCUUCUACUUGUUGGUCAACAUCCCAAGUUUCCAACUCUUCUUCUUCUUCCGGGAAUCCAUCCCGUAAGCCUUUCUACAGUUGCCGCCCGGCAUACUUCAGGCUAACCGCCGACGCCUGAAUCACCACCCGGCCACCCCACACACGUCGCCGGGCUUCGCGCUCCUGCUGUCUCCACCCCGUCCGCAGUUUCCGGAUUCGAACUGAGAGGGAAUUUAGAAGAUAUGGCAAAGUUUUGCUGCUUCGCUGCUGGUUGCUCCGAGCGGCACGCAUCAGCCACUUCUGGUAAAGGGAAAGGCUGUCAGGGCGAAGUCAAGGUUAGCUAUGGGUUUAGCCUUGUAAGAGGAAAGACAAAUCAUCCUAUGGAGGAUUUUCAUGUCGCAGAACUCACUGACGCAAAAGGAAAUGAGCUGGGUCUUUUUGCUAUUUUUGAUGGUCAUCUAGGAGAUACUGUUCCUGCAUACUUGCAGAAAAAUUUGUUUCCAAAUAUUUUGAACGAGGAAGAGAUUUGGACGCAUCCAGACAUAGCAAUCACAAAGGCUUAUGAAAAGACAGAUCAGUCUAUUCUCUCACAUACUCCUGAUUUGGGACCAGGUGGCUCAACUGCUGUAACUGCCAUCCUUAUAAACGGCAAGAAGUUGUGGGUAGCUAAUGUUGGGGAUUCUCGAGCUGUUCUUUUGAAAAGAGGUGAGGCCAUACAGAUGUCAAUUGACCAUGAUCCGAAUGUCGAGCGUGGCGCGAUUGAAAAUAGGGGUGGUUUUGUUUCAAACAUGCCAGGAGACGUUCCCAGAGUAUGUGGUCAGUUGGCUGUGUCCAGAGCUUUUGGAGACAGGAAUCUAAAAUCACUGUUGAAAUCAGAGCCUGAUGUAAAAGUUGAAGAUAUAGAUCACACUGCUGAGCUACUUGUCCUAGCGAGCGAUGGACUUUGGAAGGUAAUGAACAACCAGGAAGCUGUUGAUUUGGCAAAAAGGUUCAAGGAUCCACAAACAGCUGCCAAACAAUUAGUGGCUGAAUCGCGGAAAAGAGACAGUAAAGAUGACAUCUCAUGCAUUGUUGUUAGGUUCAAGAUGUAAAUUGGUUGCAGGCAACUCUUCAUUUGUCACCGGGAGCAAAAGAAAUUAUACAGCAAAACAUAGGCUGCCUUACAAGGAUAGUGGUAAUCCAAAAGAAUAAUUCCUGGGAUGUUGGUUGUAAAUGGUGCGUUUGCUCGAUUGUAAGUUCCUAUAUAAAUAUGCUAGAAUUCUUUGUUUGGUGAUUCAAAGGUACAUAGGGUAGGGUCCAAAGCUGUCUAAAAUGCUUUCUUCUGAGGUACUGGAAGAGUGGAAGUUUACUGUGCUCCAUUGUGAGAGUAGUCAUGUGGCUAUCUUCAUCUUGCAAGCUGGAUUAAAUUGUAAUCCUGAAUCAA